GGGGCGCGGCGAUGGCCGGCGGCGGGGCGAGCCCCGGGGCAGCCCGGCUGAGGCUCCCAGCCCCGUGAUGCACGUCCCCCCAGGACCCAAGCGCCUCGGCCUGCAGCCCCGGCCCGCCAUGCCGCUGCCCCCCUGGCGCCCACUGGCGCUCCUGCUGCUGCUGCUGCUGAGGCUGGGGGGCAGCCUGGGGGUGGGCGCGGCUGGGCAGGGCAGGGGCCCGCAGCCUGCCUUCCGCACUUUCACGGCCAGCGACUGGGGCCUGACCCACCUGGUGGUGCACGAGCAGACGGGUGAGGUGUACGUGGGCGCCGUCAACCGCAUCUACAAGCUGGCGGGGAACCUGACGCUGCUGCGGGCCCACGUGACGGGCCCCGUGGAGGACAACGAGAAGUGCUACCCACCGCCCAGCGUGCAGUCCUGCCCGCACGGCCUGGGCAGCACCGACAACGUCAACAAGCUGCUGCUGCUGGACUACGCCGCCAACCGCCUGCUGGCCUGUGGCAGUGCCUCCCAGGGCAUCUGCCAGUUCCUGCGGCUGGACGACCUCUUCAAGCUGGGCGAGCCGCACCACCGCAAGGAGCACUACCUGUCGAGCGUGCGCGAGGCGGGCAGCAUGGCGGGCGUGCUGAUCGGCGGGCCGCCGGGCCAGGGCCAGGCCAAGCUCUUCGUGGGCACACCCAUUGAUGGCAAGUCCGAGUACUUCCCCACGCUGUCGAGCCGCCGGCUCAUGGCCAACGAGGAGGACGCCGACAUGUUCGGCUUCGUGUACCAGGACGAGUUCGUGUCGUCGCAGCUCAAGAUCCCGUCGGACACGCUCUCCAAGUUCCCGGCCUUCGACAUCUACUACGUGUACAGCUUCCGCAGCGAGCAGUUCGUCUACUACCUCACGCUGCAGCUGGACACGCAGCUGACCUCGCCCGACGCCGCCGGCGAGCACUUCUUCACCUCCAAGAUCGUGCGGCUCUGCGUGGACGACCCCAAGUUCUACUCGUACGUGGAGUUCCCCAUCGGCUGCGAGCAGGCCGGCGUCGAGUACCGCCUGGUGCAGGACGCCUACCUGAGCCGGGCCGGCCGCAGCAUGGCCCGCCAGCUGGGUCUCGCCGAGGACGAGGACGUGCUGUUCACCGUGUUCGCCCAGGGCCAGAAGAACCGCGUCAAGCCCCCCAAGGAGUCCGUGUUGUGCCUCUUCACGCUCAAGGCCAUCAAGGAGAAGAUCAAGGAGCGCAUCCAGUCCUGCUACCGCGGCGAGGGCAAGCUCUCCCUGCCCUGGCUGCUCAACAAGGAGCUGGGCUGCAUCAACUCGCCCCUGCAGAUCGACGACGACUUCUGUGGGCAGGACUUCAACCAGCCGCUGGGGGGCACGGUCACCAUCGAGGGCACGCCACUCUUUGUGGACAAGGACGACGGCCUGACUGCCGUGGCCGCCUACAACUACCGCGGCCGCACUGUGGUGUUCGCCGGCACUCGCAGCGGCCGCAUCCGCAAGAUCCUGGUGGACCUGGCCCACCCUGGCGGCCGGCCGGCCCUGGCCUACGAGAGUGUGGUGGCCCAGGAGGGCAGCCCCAUCCUGCGCGACCUGGUCCUCAGCCCCAACCACCAGUACCUGUACGCCAUGACGGAGAAGCAGGUGACACGCGUGCCAGUGGAGAGCUGUGUGCAGUACACGUCAUGUGAGCUGUGCCUGGGGUCCCGGGACCCCCACUGCGGCUGGUGUGUCCUGCACAGCAUCUGCUCGCGGCAGGACGCCUGUGAGCGGGCAGAUGAGCCCCAGCGCUUUGCCUCGGACCUGCUGCAGUGCGUGCAGCUCACCGUGCAGCCGCGCAAUGUCUCCGUCACCAUGUCCCAGGUCCCGCUCGUGCUGCAGGCCUGGAACGUGCCCGACCUCUCGGCCGGCGUCAACUGCUCUUUCGAGGACUUCACAGAGUCUGAGGGUGUCCUGGAGGAUGGCCGCAUCCACUGCCGCUCACCGUCGGCCCGCGAGGUGGCACCCAUCACGCGGGGCCAGGGAGACCAGCGGGUAGUGAAGCUUUACCUGAAGUCCAAGGAGACGGGGAAGAAGUUUGCCUCCGUGGACUUCGUCUUCUACAACUGCAGCGUCCAUCAGUCCUGCCUGUCGUGCGUCAACGGCUCCUUCCCCUGCCACUGGUGCAAAUAUCGCCAUGUGUGCACGCACCAUGCCGCUGACUGUGCUUUCCUGGAGGGCCGUGUCAACGUGUCCGAGGACUGCCCCCAGAUCCUGCCCUCCACCCAGAUCUAUGUGCCCGUGGGCGUGGUCAAGCCCAUCACCCUGGCGGCCCGGAACCUUCCGCAGCCGCAGUCGGGCCAGCGUGGGUACGAGUGCCUCUUCCACAUCCCGGGGAACCCGGCCCGCGUCACCGCCCUGCGUUUCAACAGCUCCAGCCUGCAGUGCCAGAACUCCUCGUAUUCUUACGAGGGCAACGACAUCAGCGACCUGCCCGUGAACCUGUCGGUAGUGUGGAACGGCAACUUCGUCAUCGACAACCCCCAGAAUAUCCAGGCGCACCUCUACAAAUGCCCAGCUCUGCGAGAGAGCUGCGGCCUCUGCCUCAAGGCCGACCCGCGCUUCGAGUGCGGCUGGUGCGUGGCCGAGCGCCGCUGCUCCCUGCGCCACCACUGCCCCGCCGAGUCGCCCGCCGGCUGGAUGCACGCCCGCCACGGCAGCAGCCGCUGCGCCGACCCCAAAAUCUUCCGGCUGUCCCCCGAGACCGGCCCGAGGCAGGGAGGGACGCGGCUCACCAUCACGGGCGAGAACCUGGGCCUCAGGUUCGAGGACGUGCGGCUGGGUGUGCGCGUGGGGAAGGUGCUGUGCAGCCCGGUGGAGAGCGAGUAUGUCAGUGCCGAGCAGAUCGUCUGUGAGAUUGGGAACGCCAGCAUGGUGCGCGCCCAUGAUGCGCUGGUGGAGGUGUGCGUGCGGGACUGCAACCCCCCCUACCGGGCCCAGUCCCCGAAGCGCUUCACCUUCGUGACAGUUGGAGACCAUGCAACCCCUUCUGGCCCGGGUGCCCACAUGGCUUCCUGCUUCCCACAGACUCCAUCCUUCUACCGUGUGAGCCCCGCCCGCGGGCCCCUCUCCGGGGGCACCUGGAUUGGCAUCGAGGGGAGCCACCUGAACGCAGGCAGCGAUGUGGCCGUGUCCAUUGGGGGCCGGCUCUGCUCCUUUUCCUGGAGGAACUCCCGGGAGAUCCGGUGCCGGACACCCCCUGGGCAGGGCCCUGGCAGUGCCCCCAUCAUCAUCAACAUCAACCGUGCCCAGCUCACCAACCCCGAGGUGAAGUACAACUACACGGAGGACCCCACCAUCCUGAGGAUCGACCCCGAGUGGAGCAUCAACAGCGGAGGGACCCUCCUGACAGUCACAGGCACCAACCUGGCCACUGUGCGUGAACCCCGCAUUCGGGCCAAGUAUGGAGGCGUGGAGCGGGAGAACAGCUGCAUGGUAUACAACGACACCACCAUGCUAUGCCGGGCCCCCUCUGUGGACAACCCCACGCGGACCCCGCCCGAGCUGGGGGAGCGGCCGGAUGAGCUGGGGUUCGUCAUGGACAACGUGCGUGCCCUGCUCAUUCUCAACACCUCCAACUUCCUCUACUACCCUGACCCUGUGCUCGAGCCGCUCAGCCCCACCGGCCUCCUGGAGCUGAAGCCCAGCUCCCCGCUCAUCCUCAAGGGCCGGAACCUCCUACCACCUGCUCCAGGAAACUCGAGGCUCAACUACACGGUGCUCAUAGGCUCAACGCCAUGUGCACUGACUGUGUCGGAGACGCAGCUGCUGUGCGAGUCACCCAACCUCACGGGGCAGCACAAGGUCACGGUACGGGCAGGCGGCUUUGAGUUCUCGCCAGGGACGCUCCAGGUAUACUCGGAGAGCCUGCUGACCCUGCCGGCCAUCGUGGGCAUCGGCGGGGGUGGGGGCCUGCUCCUGCUGGUCAUCGUGGCCGUGCUCAUCGCCUACAAGCGCAAGUCACGCGAUGCUGACCGCACCCUCAAGCGACUGCAGCUGCAAAUGGACAACCUCGAGUCUCGUGUGGCCCUCGAGUGCAAGGAAGCCUUUGCGGAGCUGCAGACGGACAUCCACGAGCUGACCAAUGACCUGGACGGCGCUGGCAUCCCAUUCCUCGACUACCGGACGUACGCCAUGCGGGUGCUGUUUCCUGGGAUUGAGGACCACCCUGUGCUCAAGGAGAUGGAGGUGCAGGCCAACGUGGAGAAGUCGCUGACGCUCUUCGGGCAGCUGCUAACGAAGAAGCACUUCCUGCUGACCUUCAUCCGCACGCUGGAGGGCCAGCGCAGCUUCUCCAUGCGCGACCGCGGCAACGUGGCGUCCCUCAUCAUGACCGCCCUGCAGGGCGAGAUGGAGUACGCCACGGGUGUCCUCAAGCAGCUGCUCUCUGACCUCAUUGAGAAGAACCUGGAGAGCAAGAACCACCCCAAGCUGCUGCUGCGGCGGACCGAGUCUGUGGCGGAGAAGAUGCUGACCAACUGGUUCACUUUCCUCUUGUACAAGUUCCUCAAGGAGUGUGCAGGGGAGCCGCUGUUCAUGCUGUAUUGCGCCAUCAAGCAGCAGAUGGAAAAGGGCCCCAUCGACGCCAUCACCGGAGAGGCCCGCUACUCCCUGAGCGAGGACAAGCUCAUCCGCCAGCAGAUUGACUACAAGAUGCUGACCCUGAACUGCGUGAACCCCGAGAACGAGAACGCGCCCGAGGUGCCUGUGAAGGGGCUGAACUGUGACACGGUGACGCAGGUCAAGGAGAAGCUGCUGGAUGCCGUGUACAAGGGGGUGCCCUACUCCCAGCGGCCCAAGGCUGGGGACAUGGACCUGGAGUGGCGCCAGGGCCGCAUGGCGCGGAUCAUCCUGCAGGACGAGGAUGUCACCACCAAAAUCGACAAUGACUGGAAGCGACUGAACACGCUGGCGCACUAUCAGGUGACGGACGGGUCCUCGGUGGCACUGGUACCCAAGCAGACUUCGGCCUACAACAUCUCCAACUCCUCCACCUUCACCAAGUCCCUCAGCAGAUAUGAGAGCAUGCUGCGCACGGCCAGCAGCCCCGACAGCCUGCGCUCGCGCACCCCCAUGAUCACGCCCGACCUGGAGAGCGGCACCAAGCUGUGGCACCUGGUGAAGAACCAUGACCACCUGGACCAGCGGGAGGGUGACCGCGGCAGCAAGAUGGUGUCCGAGAUCUACCUGACAAGGCUGCUGGCCACCAAGGGCACGCUGCAGAAGUUUGUGGACGACCUGUUUGAGACCAUCUUCAGCACGGCGCACCGGGGCAGCGCCCUGCCGCUGGCCAUCAAGUACAUGUUCGACUUCCUGGACGAGCAGGCUGACAAGCACCAGAUCCACGACUCCGACGUGCGGCACACCUGGAAGAGCAACUGCCUGCCCCUGCGCUUCUGGGUGAAUGUCAUCAAGAACCCGCAGUUCGUGUUCGACAUCCACAAGAACAGCAUCACGGACGCCUGCCUGUCGGUGGUGGCGCAGACCUUCAUGGACUCCUGCUCCACGUCCGAGCACAAGCUGGGCAAGGACUCACCCUCCAACAAGCUGCUCUACGCCAAGGACAUCCCCAACUACAAGAGCUGGGUGGAGAGGUACUAUGCUGACAUCGCCAAGAUGCCGGCCAUCAGCGACCAGGACAUGAGUGCGUACCUGGCCGAGCAGUCGCGGCUGCACCUGAGCCAGUUCAACAGCAUGAGUGCCUUGCACGAGAUCUACUCCUACAUCACCAAGUACAAGGAUGAGAUCCUGGGGGCCCUGGAGAAGGAUGAGCAGGCCCGGCGGCAGCGGCUCCGGAGCAAGCUGGAGCAGGUGGUGGACACGAUGGCACUGAGCAGCUGAGACCCUGGUUCCCAUGACUCUGCCCAGCAAUGGAGAAAGCUCAAGAGGGGGCCCUGCAGGCGGGCACAGCCUCCAUCCCGGUGUGGGGGCCAUGGGGGCACCCUCCACCCUGUCUGUGGGGAGUUGUUCGGCGGCUCAAAGGCCUGGGCACGUGGCUGGGGGCCCCUGGGACCGCUCUGCAGCUGACUCUGUGGUUUCUGGGGACAGGGUCCUCCCGGCCCUCCCCUCCCUCCUUCCAUCUGGCCUGGGGUCCUGGUUUUUACGUGUGUGGACCUGUGGUGCCCGCUGUACCCUGCUUCUCCAUCAACCGUGCACCGGAGCUGCUCACCAGAGGAACAGGGAGAGCAAGGUGGCGGCCAUUGUGGCAAGAAAGGUUUCACUGCCUGGCGAGAGCUGCCUGGUGGCUCUGUGGACAAAUGGAGUGAGCUGUGAGGGCCUGAGGGGUCAGGACGAAGGGGAGGCCAUCUGGCACGGUCCGGCUCCUGGAAGUCUGGGCUGCCACGGUGAACAGAGCCUGGAGCUGGGGCUGGGACCAUUGGCAAUUCCGGCUUCCAAGCUGCCCCCUGGCGCCACCGUUCGCUGGUGGGCAGCCAGAGGGACAGGCUGGGUACCCAGGCCCAGGCCAAGCAUAGAUGCAGCCAAUCUGGCCUCGUCACCCUUCUGCCGCGCCCAGCACCCCCACACCUGCUGCCCACCACCGCUGUCCUUGGAUUCACCGCGUGCUCUCCGCGGACCACAGACAGGGCGCUACGCCCACCAAGCCCCAGAGAGAGGCACCUUCCCAGCUGCCCCUCCUAUGGAGGGGCUCCCGCUCCCCCGCUGUCCAAGUGACUUCUGGAUGGAUUCAGGAACUCACUUUGUGUCCUCAGGGCUGUGUUGCUGGAAGCCACUGGGGCCCGGGGACUGUGGGCCGUUGAGCACGUCCCGUUAUUUAUUGCCCCAAUGCCAGCCACACUCCUCCUGCCGGCCCCCCGCAGCUGCCCUGGAGGGCACCUCCCAUGCUUCCCAAACCACUGAUCUUGCCGGGGCCACCCAGACCCGCUCUCUUCUCCCAACCCUCUCUGCCUGCCCACUCCCAGCGGCUCUCCUCCAGCGACUUCCAAUCUGGCAUCUCAGCGGCAUCCUGGACCCUCAAGAGUGUGGCGGGACAUCUUGGGGACUGUUUGUUUCUUAGGGAGAAGAAAGUCCUGCCACACUCCGCUUGGGUGGCGAGAGCCGGGCCCAAGGCCCACGAGCAGGACACCAACGACCAGAGGGACUGGACAGUGGCCUCUGUCCAUUCUCGCCCUCAGUGAGCAAGAAAGAACAAAUUUUUAAUUAAAGUCUGUACAUACACACACACACACACACACACACGCACACACACACGGCCCCCGCCCCAAUCUUCAGCCCCAGUGGGGUAGUGUAUAGUUAACGGAAGGAGAAGACGUUUUUUAAAAACAACAUAGAGUGAGAAAAUUAAGGCAGCGGGAAAACAACACACACAAAAACAAAUGGUCUUGAAGGAAGCGGUCAGCGUGUACCCCGAAGCCGGCACCCCUCGCACCGCGCUACUGUUUUCUUUCGUUUGACUUUGUUGCAGAGGAGGGACCUUGCCAAACCCUAAAUGCAUUGGGGUGCACAGGGCCGGUGUGGAUUCCUGCAUGAUCGUGCUAGCGUUUAGUCUGAAUUGAUCUUUUUUAAAACUGCAAGUGUUGAAUACUACAGGUUGUUAGACCUUUUUUUUUUUUUUUUUUUUUUUUAAUGUUUUCUAAGUAAUUAGUCACUGGUAAAAGCAAACAAGCAGCCCCCCGUUUCCCGAGUUCACUUCUUCGAUGGUACUAAAGAUUUGCACGGACUUUUAAGGGACAGCUAACUGUGGCCGGGCCCAGGCCCGGGUGAAGAAAACACCCCCUCUAUCCCCCCUGAGGCUGCCACACUGGGGUCCCUUCCCUUCUAAGCAGCGUGAGCCGCUCCCUUGUAGGGGAACAGUGUGAAAAUGGUGAACUUCUGACUCACCUCCUUGAACCAGGGGAAAUGGGGUGUCCUGGUACAACCCCCCCCUCCAAUGCUGCCAGCACUCGGCUCGAGCUCAGGUGAGUCCGGCUGGGGGAUGUGGGCUGGGCCCUGGGGCAGUCUUGGGGCCAAGCCGGAGCCCCUCUUCCCUGAGACCCGGGGGGCCCCACUUUGGCCGGGAUUCCCACCCCUGGGUCUUCACCCAGCCCCGGCUGAUGUCAUUUGGCUGUGCCCAGGGGAGAGCCUCGGUUUCCCCCAAAGAACUUCCCUGGACAUCGGCUUCUGGUGAAGCCACCUGUUCUUCCAGUUCUGUGCAGUCGGAUCAGGGCUUCCAUAGCCCCCUGUCUCCCUCUUAGGAUCCAGUUUAACCCUUCCCUUUCCAAGGGCCUCCCUGGUCCCAGGUCACUUGGCCAGCCCUUCUGCCCCAAUGGGUGACAGUUGGGGACCAGCCGUCCCCAUGGAGAGAUCUGCAGGGGCGUGUGCUCCACCCUGGAGCUGGGGCCCACGUCAACUGCAUGCACUUUAGCAGCACCCGUUUACAUGCGAGCUGACCAAGCUGAUUCUGAACAUGUUGGCUUACCCAGCUCAGCAGGCCGCUGGGCACUUCCCGGGGCCAGCACCUUCCUGCCAUGUGGAGUUAGGACCCAGUGUCUGUACUCUGCUGGGGGAGAAAUCAUGUGGGGCUAACUGCAUCCCAAGGAGCUGGGCCUGGCACCCCCAUCAAGCCCCCCGGCAUUCUCCUGCCUGGGGACUUCCACCCUGAGCCCUGGCAAGUGAGGAUCCUGGUGGGAACCCAGGGUUGGGGCCCCAGCUCUGUGCAAGGUGGGGGGGGUGUCCCUGAAGGCCCCACCACUCCUGGCCCCAAGUUUGGGGGAUCCUGGCUCUGAAUGAGGCAAAUCUGUGGGUCACCGUGCUGGGGGCUGUUUACACCUCAGACACUGCUGCUAUCGCCUGCCCUCUUGCAGGACCUACCCCUCCCAGUGCACCCACCAUUUCUCACCCUUGCUGGGCUGGGUUUCAGGAGCAUCCCUGGGAUAGCACAUGCCUUGGUUUGGGAGCCUGGCCUCACCUCUCUGGGGGAGACCUCCAUAUACCUCCAUAUACCCUGAGUCCACCCAGGGCUGCCCAGCCCCCUGCGUGUCUCCCCAGACUUGGCCCAAGGGGGUCCAAGCAGGCUGCUGGUGAGGGGACUCUAGGGUGCACCCGCACGUGCAGCCCCAGCCUGGCCGUUCUGAGAGCCCCACUUGUUUUCCUCCCACUUUUGGAUUUGAUGGCUCACGGUGCUAUACAAGCUAGAAUAGAUAUAUUUAGAGAGAGAGAAAGAUAUUUUUAAGACGAAGCCCACAAUUAGCUGUCCUUUAAUGCUGCAGACCACCCCUCCCCCCUCCCCCCCCAAAAAAAUGAGCGACACUCGGUGGGACCGAGCACUCUGACGGACCCUCCACAAUUGUUCCUGGUUGGGGUGGAUGCCGGGCGACCCGCCCUCAGAUCAUGUAAAUAUACGGCAAUUUCCUAUUUUACUGUUCUGCAGAUUUAGUACUUGUAAAUAAACACACACAUUAAGGAGAGAUUAAACAUUUUUGCUAAA
Molecule: messenger RNA, 9446 nt
Organism: Choloepus didactylus (southern two-toed sloth)
Lineage: Eukaryota; Metazoa; Chordata; Mammalia; Pilosa; Megalonychidae
Gene: PLXNA1
Product: plexin A1
Exons: 32
Coding region: 68-5863 (1931 amino acids)
Biological process (GO): positive regulation of axonogenesis; regulation of GTPase activity; regulation of cell migration
Cellular component (GO): semaphorin receptor complex
Molecular function (GO): semaphorin receptor activity; protein binding
Source: RefSeq, a predicted model, not a curated record